AUGAAAUUAAUUAGAAAUAUUUGGCAGCAGCAGAGUAAAGAAUGGAGUUUCAUAUGUGUUUAGUCUUUAUACGUUAGCGGUAAUUCCUCUCUUCCUUUUUUUUCCUGAUUAAAAGUUUGGAAAAAAGGUUGCGUAUGAGUACUACUAUCUAACUUAAGUGUAUUCUCAUAACUUUAGAAUUAAAUCAUUUAAGGAGAUAUAGCAAGGACAACAGUCUGAUUGUCCAACACAAGAUACAUAUUUUGGGUUCGUUUUCGUUAAUUCGAUGUGUGCCUAACUAACUGGAAAGUGUUUACUAGAAGCUGGACGUAUGACGGCGUGUUGAGUUGAGAAAGUGCUUAAGCGAGUGUCUUAAACUAAUCAUGUUAACUAAAAAAGUGAAUGUUACUACUGAAUGUCGAUACAGGUAUAGACUACUAAUUCUAGAGAAUCAACCAUUGGCACGUAAAUAUAUCAAGUGUUAAACUAAAUAAGUAUCGUCAAAGGUUCUCCAAUGAUUUGCUUGUUGUGUACAGUCAUCAGGGAAUAAGUUCAUACUUUCCUCUCUUCCUCUUUAGUUUAUCGUGAUGUUUUUUCUUAAUGAUUUAACUUUUGUAUUGUUUUUCGUCUGUGAGUUAUAUGUCCAUAACUCGGUUCAUAUACUGCACAAUCGCAGAUUCAAGUUAUUUUCAAAUAUCUGAAUGCAUGAUGAAAUUUAAUCAAUUUUAUCUCUGCUAGUUUCACUUCGUUACCAUUGUUCUUUUUUACAUUGUGUUUCAAGUCUUUUGUAAGCAAAACAGAAAACGUUUAUUGUAAAAACUUGUUUUGAACGUUUUAUUUUUCAGAAGUUGGUGAGAUGUUAUAAAACUCGUUAUUGUCUUCAAAAACUGCAUUUCGGUCUUGUCUCGUUUAUGAAUAAUAAGAGCAUGUCAUCUCGCAAUUGUUCAUCAUCUAGUGAUAUUUCACAAUCAAUAAAGUAUCCACGAUUCGAUAAUAUCCAGUUGAAGUGUCUACCAGUUGAUGAUGGUCCGAAUACUAUCCGUUCUGUACGAAAUGCUUGUUUUGCACGCGUUAAUCCAACAAAAGUGGAUAAUCCCCGCUUAGUUAUUUUAUCGCCUGAUGUGCUGAAUCUUUUAGACAUAGAAAGUGAUAAAUCUGAAGAAACAAAUUCGUUAGUUGAAUACUUGUCAGGUAAUAAACUAUGGCCUGGUAGUGAUCCUGCAUCUCAUUGUUAUUGUGGCUAUCAAUUUGGAAGUUUUGCUGGUCAACUUGGCGAUGGUGCAGCGAUGUAUUUCUUUAGGAGAAGUGGUCAAUCAAAAGGGUGAACGUUGGGAGUUGCAGUUGAAAGGAUCAGGUUUAACUCCAUUUUCUCGACAAGGCGAUGGAAGAAAAGUGUUACGUUCUAGUUUGCGAGAGUUUCUUUGUUCCGAGGCUAUGCAUUAUUUAGGUAUACCAACAACCCGAGCUGGAUCGGUUAUUACUUCUGAUACUAUGGUUGAGCGUGAUAUUUUUUAUACGGGGGAUAAUAUUCUUGAACGAGCCAGUAUAACUAGUCGAGUGGCUAAAACAUUUAUAAGGUUUGGCUCUUUUGAAAUAUCGAAACCACAAGAUCCAGUUACUGGACGUUAUGGACCAAGUUUUGGUAAUUUGGAAAUUGUAUCACAACUUACAAAUUUUGUAAUUCAACAGUUUUAUCCCCAUAUUUGGGAGAAGUAUUCACUUUCAAAUUAUGAUGACAUGGUUAAUUGUUAUGUGGAAUUUUUUAAAGAAGUUCUUGAACGUACAGCACAUUUAGUAGCACUUUGGCAAACUGUUGGAUUUUGUCAUGGUGUGUUGAAUACAGAUAAUAUGAGUAUUAUAGGCCUGACAAUUGACUAUGGACCAUUUGGUUUUAUUGAUCAAUUCACAUGGGAUCAUAUACCUAAUACUUCUGAUCCAGAUGGACGAUAUGCUUAUGCACAACAACCAGUUAUUUGUAUGUGGAAUUGUAUACGUUUAGCUGAAUGUUUAAUUCAAGCGUUGCUUGAUCAACAGAAAGUAUCUAAGUCAUCUGAUGAAUCAGACAAGGAAUCUUUAGGCUUUGAUGAUUUGAAAAUGAAAUUUGUUAAUAUUUUACAAAAUGAAUAUAUGUAUUCGUUUAAAAAGACAUAUUUGGAAAGAAUGCGUAAAAAGCUUGGUUUACUUCAUCAAGUGGAUCAAAUCGAUGCAGAUCUUGUUCAUAAUUUACUGAAUACAAUGGAGAAAACAGGAGCUGAUUUUACAAAUACAUUUCUAGCUCUUGAAGAUACCUUAUCACAAGCAUUUAAUAAAUAUGGUGAUGCAUUGUUCAAUAACACUGUAGACAGCAAUGAGUGUCCUUUAGAAACAAAUCAUCUAAUACAAGAAUGCUGUUCAUUGUGUCAAUUACAGGAGACUUUUGAACCAAAGGAUACGGAAUUAUACCGUCAACUGAUGGCAAGAUUGGAUAGUAUGCCUCGAAGUAUGCCUGAUAAAUUUGAAGCAACUAAAAUGUUAAAAAGUGAAGCUAGAGAGAAACUUUACAAAGAAAUAGAACAUCUUACUGAGGCUGAGCAUCAAGAAAGAAAUGCACGUAUAUGGAAUAAUUGGCUGCAGGAGUAUGCAAAACGUUUGAAAAUUGAUCAUCAGAUGGACAGUAAUAAUAAUAAUAACAAGAUAGAAAUUUCAGAACGUUUACGUGUAAUGAAAUCUGCAAAUCCUCGAAUUGUUUUACGUAAUCAUCUUGCCGAAGAAGCAAUCAAAUCAGCUGAGAAAGGAGAUUACACUGUGGCUGAAAAGUUAUUCAAUGCAUUAACUACACCUUAUGAAGAUUUUAAUUUUCCAUCGGAUGGGACACUUGGUCAGGGUUCUACGACGACUGGCAAAAGCAACAGAAUUCGUCCUCCUGAUUGGUCUCGUAGACUGCGUGUCUCGUGUUCCUCGUAAUUUUUAACAUUCAUAAUCUUUAACAUGUAGAGCUAUUUAUUUAGUUUGAAUUACUGUGCUAUAUUUUUCAUUUGUUAAACCUUCGUUAUAAAACGAGUUAAUUUGCUCUUUUAUACACUGAUUUUGUUCUCAUCAUCAGAUUUCUUUUGCCGAUAAAAAUGAAAUACAUUUAUCUGUUUAGAUC
Trichobilharzia szidati is the source of this 3106-nucleotide messenger RNA. Lineage: Eukaryota; Metazoa; Platyhelminthes; Trematoda; Strigeidida; Schistosomatidae. The record is from the annotation of a GenBank genome assembly.